Molecule: messenger RNA, 2466 nt
Organism: Trichoderma asperellum CBS 433.97
Lineage: Eukaryota; Fungi; Ascomycota; Sordariomycetes; Hypocreales; Hypocreaceae
Biological process (GO): regulation of DNA-templated transcription; DNA-templated transcription
Molecular function (GO): DNA-binding transcription factor activity, RNA polymerase II-specific; zinc ion binding; DNA binding
Source: RefSeq, a predicted model, not a curated record
CUUGGCUCUCAACUUUGCAAGUUACGCAUCUCCGUCGGAAGGCUUUCUAUCAGGAUGAUUGCGCCCCGGAAGCGACGGAAAGUCUCUUCAGCCUGUCAAAGAUGUCGCCAACGAAAACUCGGUUGCGACACAGACAGACCGUGUCAAUUAUGUACUCGUGCAGGCGUCGAGUGCGUUCCUCGAAAUGUCGGGAGGGUAGAUACAGUAACGCCAGCCGAAAGGGUUGGCGACUUCAAUGGUAAUGAUCGGACCAAUCACCUUGACUCCGAGGAUACAGUCAUCGCCCCGGAGUCAAAUAUCAUAAACUUAACCACAAUGAUGUUUGUCGAGACAGGCUCAUACCAGUACCUGGAACACGACACAUCUGCCUUGCCCGGUGGUGCUAAGCCAAUGAUUCUCAAUCGCCCAUCUCCCGGAAGCUGGCGAGACCUGAUUGGAGUACAGCUGCCUCCAGAUGAUGUACUAGACGGCAUUGUGAGAAGCUUUUUUCUUUCUGUUGACUGGUUCAUGAUGGUUUUUCAUGAAGAAUCGUUUAAACGCAGAUAUAAAGAGUUCCUCCAUCAACAAUCAACACACGAUGACAGCGACUUUCUUUGGAUAUGUGUGCUGGUAAUAGCACUUGGAGCUCACUACUUGGCAUUGGCACCGUCUCCCAACCAAAAUGAUGUCAACUAUCGGCAGCUUUCCAAAGACCUUUUAGAGAUUAUUGAAACCCGUUUCCUACAAAUCAUCAGCUGCUCAACAUUGGAGACAGUUCAAAUAUGCAUUUUACUUGGAAGCUUUCUCUUAUUCAAUGGUCGGCCCAAUGCAGGAUUAGGCAUAUCAGGCAGCGGAGUUAAGAUUGCCCAAGUCAUUGGCUUACACCGCGAAAACCUAUGGAAAGAAAUUUCUUCAGCUGAGCGAGAAGAGAGGCGACGGACUUGGUGGGCAUUGGAGGUAUUUGAUAAAUACGCAGCUAUUGCCUUCGGUCGGCCAUGCAUCAUUGACGACUCUGAUUGCGAUGUCGGCAUGGUGUCUGAUAUCCAGUUAGGCCAGCAGACAAAUGCAGAAAAUUCCCUACUAGUGUAUCACCAACGGAAAUUCCGACUUUAUAGAAUCAUGGGACUGUUCCUUGGACGACGGAGGCAACAAAAACGAAUUGAAACAAUCAAUACCAUUCAUCAACAGCUACUCCAAUGGCGGAAGAAUCUGCCGGAAAGUCUUCAGUUACAAAACUAUGAUCAGGGUUCAGAACAUAUAUCUCUACUCCAGAUGCAAGCGCUAAACCUUCAACUCACAUACGAUAAUUUGCAAAUUAUUCUCCACCGCACUGCAGCUUUUCAAUACAAUGAUAAAGAACGCAAGGUUAGGUCAUGCAGCACAAUAAACAACCCCUCUCUCCAGCAGCUCCUCGAUUCUGCUAUGGAUAUAUCCGAGCUAUAUAAAUAUUCAUCCACUUUGCAUGCUUCUAGACGAACACACGCCGAUAUGCAUAUUGGAAUGACCCUUUUUACUGCGGGAGUGGUACUUUGCGCUAUAUGCCUCUCACAACCAAUGACGACAAUGGGCUCUAGGGCGAAAACAGGAGUUAUGCAUAUUAUUCGCAUGUGCCGCAACGCCGCCUCUGCGAAACAGCAUCUUAUUUCCACACAGAGUCUCUCAAUUUUGGACAGCCUUGUUACUGUUAUACUACGGCUGGAAAAUGACUUGAUAACUGGAAAGUCUAACCAUCCCGUUCUAAUAAACUCCGAUCAACGUAGAUCUUCUAUGCCGAUUCAAAACAUAACAUCGUCUGCUGAGGCAGUGACCCCCAAAGGCGAUGCAGCAAAUUUGCGACACAGUUCUUCUGGCGGUCAGGGUUUACUACAGCCAAUUCGGGAAGUUUUAGGUCAUCAUAUGUCUCAAUUAACGCCUUUAUCGUCCGCGUCUCGAGAUACCGCGGAAGAUCAUGGAAAUCCUGAAGGGAUAUUGCAACAACCAGCCUUGGAAACAGCCAACACAUUCGACUGGGACGGAGAUUUGUCAUUCUUAGUAGAUUCAGAUCUUCUGGAUGCAAGUCAACUUUGGCUGUGGGCGGAUAACCUAAAUUUUGAUUCAUUGAAUGAUAUUCGCAAUCAGUAGUCUUAGUAGUGCUUGCCCUGGUGGUUUCCCGGAUACUAUUUGAUUUGGGGCCGAUCGUUCAAUGAUUUCUAGUAGUGGGUGUUUUCUGUGGAUAACGUAAUGAUAGAGCUGAGGGGUGCUAAACUUCCUUGUGUGGGAGUUUGUGAGUUGAGUCUUGGUAGGCAAAUGUAAAGUUUGGGGUAAAGAUGGAGAGUUGUAAAGAUGGGCGAAUGGGCUAGGUAGGUAGUUAGCAUUGAAGAAGACACGCAAGGCCAUGAUUCCAUGAAUCCGUAGCUAAUAGGGAAGAAUUAAAAUGGUUGCGCGAUGAGAGUUUGGCAGAAGAAGUAACCGAGGUUUCUUACCAAUAUAACGGAGGUUCCUACCAAC